Molecule: messenger RNA, 2363 nt
Organism: Sorghum bicolor (sorghum)
Lineage: Eukaryota; Viridiplantae; Streptophyta; Magnoliopsida; Poales; Poaceae
Product: serine/threonine-protein kinase BLUS1
Exons: 16
Coding region: 293-1900 (535 amino acids)
Biological process (GO): protein phosphorylation
Molecular function (GO): ATP binding; protein serine/threonine kinase activator activity; protein kinase activity
Source: RefSeq, a predicted model, not a curated record
CGUCCUCCUCGUUUCGCUCACGAGAAAGAAAGCACGCGGUCCUCGCGCGAUCCCCCAUCCCGCUCCGCCUAAAGCCUCGCGGCGCCGGCAGCCCCCCGUGGACGGAUCCACCACGAACCCUGCGGCCUCUAGAUCCCUCGCCGCCGCCCCCGUCCCGUCACCGAUCGAGGAGGAAUCGCGCGCGCGGCCGAUUGAUCCGACCGAUCGGUUCUUGAUUGGAUCGAUCGGGCCGGGGCGCCCCUCGAUCCCUGGCCUCCCGCUGACUGACGGGGAGCGAGAGGGCCGGGCCAAUAUGUGGACGAAGGGGAAGAAGAGCGGGGUUUUGGCGCCGAGGGGAAUUAUAAGGAAGCGGGAGUUCCCCAUCCGCGCCGCAGACUACGAGCUGCUGGAGCCCGUCGGCGACGGCGCCACCGCCGUCGUGCGCCGCGCGCGCUGUCUGCCGCUGGGCGGCGAGGUCGUCGCCGUCAAGAUCAUGAACAUGGCGCACCGCACCGAGUCCGACGUGAACAAUGCCUCAGAGGAAGUGAAGACCAUGAUUAUGAUUAAUCAUCCAAACCUUCUUAGCGCCUACUGCUCCUUCACAGAAGGUGAAGCCCUGUGGAUCGUAAUGCCCUACAUGGCUGGAGGUUCAUGCUACCACUUGAUGAAGUCUUCGUAUCCCAAAGGAUUCGACGACGAGAACUUCAUCGCGUUCGUGCUGCGCGAAACCCUGAAAGGUUUAGAAUACCUUCACGAGAAUGGUCACAUACACCGGGAUGUAAAGGCUGGAAACAUAUUGCUUGAUCAAGAUAAAGGAGUCAAACUAUCGGAUUUUGGAGUUACCGCCAGCCUUUAUGAUUCGAUAAUCAAUAGACAUGGCAAAAGGAAGACCCUUGUUGGGACGCCUUGUUGGAUGGCCCCUGAAGUUAUGGAGCAAAAGGAUUACGAUUUCAAGGCAGAUAUUUGGUCAUUUGGCAUUACUGCACUUGAACUUGCUAUUGGCCAUGCACCAUUUUCUAGCCAACCUCCAGCAAAGGUUUUUCUCAUGACGUUGCAACAUGCCCCUCCAUCACUUCAUAACACAAAGGAGAAGAAGUUCACAGAUUCUUUUAAGAGUAUGAUUGCCACUUGUCUCAUUAAAGACCCAACAAAGAGACCACCUGCAAAAAAGCUAUUAAAGCACCCAUUUUUCAAAAGAGCAAAGUCAGACCAUAAUGUUGUGAAAUGUAUGCUAAAUAAAUUGCCAUCAUUGGCUGAGCGGAUGCAAUUUAUAAAGGAAAAUGAAGCGUUGCAAGCAGAUAAAAAACCUCUUGAUAAUUGCAAAGAGAAAGCAUCACAGGAAGAAUAUAGAAGAGGUGUGAGCGAAUGGAAUUUUGAUAUUGCAGACUUAAAAGCACAAGCGGCAUUGUACCCCGAUGAGAAUGAAGCGGAAGACUUUUUACGGUUUCUAUUUGAACUUGACAUUGUUGAUGAAACUACCCAGUUAAAAGAUAUUAGAGCACAAAGUCACUCUAUAAAUGAUGAUAAAAUGAAUGUUGGUGAUGAUGGCUCAGGAAAAUCAAAUUCAACAAGUCCGAUGUCUUUAUCUCAAAGUGUGAAACAGCUUGAUAAAGGAAGUCCUAAUGACCUUGUGCGCAGUGAGUCAUUUGAAAUUCAUUCCAUAUCACCUGCUAAGCAACUGACAAGAGCAGUUUCUACUUGCAAAGAUGUUGAUGAAUAUUUAGAGAAAACAGCUUUUCAGAAGGGUCGUUUCAAGGUGAUACAUGAUUAUAGCAAGAUUGAAGGAGCAACACCAAGAGAGAAGGAGUUAUUAGAACGUAUCAGUAGUUUAGAGCAAAUGCUUCUUGCUACCCAAGAUGAAGUUGAGAGGCUAAAAGCAAAGGAGUCAAAAGGAGCAGAAGGAUGUUCGCAACAACAAUAGUAGUGAAGUAUUAACUUCAUUUGUUACCUAGGUGAUGCUUGUAAUGAUAGAAAACAACUAUAGUAUGUUUUAACCACAAAAGAGUUCACUGAGUUGAUUUGGUGGACUAUCUCCUAGAAAUCAUUUGUGCAUUAUGUAUUAUUUUUCAAAUAUUUGUUAGAUAUUUUCUACUCCCUCGUUCCAAAAUAAGUGAUCUUUUAGUUUCAUCUUAAGUCAAACCAUUUAAAGUUUGGCCAAGUUUAUACAAAAAGGUACUAAGUUUUAUGAUACCAAAUAAGUGUUUUCAGAUUUAUCAUAAAAUAUAUUUUCAUAUUCUACCUAUUCGGUGUCGUAAAUAUUAAUGUUCUUUCCUAUAAAUUUGGCCAGCCUUAAAAUUGUUUUAUCUAGGACAAAUCUAAAACAUCACUUAUUUUGGGAUGGAGGGAGUAUCUUAGAUGGAUUUAUAAAUUAGAUUUGUUUUAUA